Messenger RNA from Harpia harpyja (harpy eagle), 2410 nucleotides. RefSeq names its product taste receptor type 2 member 40-like. The coding region runs from base 387 to 1322 and encodes 311 amino acids. Gene Ontology annotation, biological process: G protein-coupled receptor signaling pathway; sensory perception of taste; detection of chemical stimulus involved in sensory perception of bitter taste. The record is from RefSeq and is a predicted model, not a curated record. Gene Ontology annotation, molecular function: G protein-coupled receptor activity; bitter taste receptor activity. Lineage: Eukaryota; Metazoa; Chordata; Aves; Accipitriformes; Accipitridae. Gene Ontology annotation, cellular component: membrane. The transcript has a single exon.
AUCCUAGCAUGAGAGAGAAUACACACAUUUGAAACUCUUCUCCAUCUUUACAUACAUAAAUUCAGAGGGUUCUGUGAAAACUGGAUUACAACACACUUUUAAAAAUGCAUGAGUCCUUUAAAUGCAAGUCCUUUCUGUGAAUUGAAAAGCCUGUAAUUGAAUCUUCAUCUAAUUUGCAUGCUUAGAGAAAGCAGCUGAGCUAUUAAUCAUCAAAAAGAUGUAAAAUAACAUAAAUAUUAAAUGACUUACUAUGAUGCUUCUUCCUCUGAGAUAAAUAGGCGAGCAUGUGCUGAUAACAGCUAUUUGGGAUUGGCAUUGCCCUGCAAAUCUAAGGCUUUCAGGAGCCCAUGAAAAGCUGAGUAAAAAUUGUGAGUUCUUGAGUUGCAAUGUAUGCAUUAUUUUCUCUCCUUUUGGUAGCAAUUGCUAUAAUUGAAUCCAUGGCAGGACUUCUAGGAAAUGGAGCUGUUUUGGCUGUCUGUUCAACUAGCUGCAUCAGGAGCAAAAUAUUGUCCUCGUAUGAUAUGAUUAUGAUCUUUCUGAGUUUAUCCAGAUUCUCUUUGCAGUCCUGGAUGAUGCUGGAUUUGCUCCUAAGUCUGUUUUGCGAAACCUCCUAUUACGAAGAAAAUCUGUUUGUAAUUUUCAAGACAGUUUUUAUGUUUCUGAACUACUCCAGCCUCUGGUUUGCUGCCUGGCUUAGUGUCUUCUAUUGUACCAAGAUUGCUAGUUUUACUCAGUCUUUCUUCAUCUGGCUGAAGCAAAGAAUUUCCAGUCUUGUGCCCUGGAUGCUGAUAACAUCAUCUCUUUUCUCCUUUGCAACCUCUCUUCCUUUUGCCUGGGAUGUCUACGAUGUGCACAACAACUUCACUGCUCCUUUAACCAUGACAAACUCUUCAGAAAGGAGAGUCACAAUGAAAGCUAGUUUUUUUUUCUUGAUUCUUCUCUGUAAUGCUGGUGUAGCACUGCCUUUAAUAGUGUUUGUCGUUUCGAGUAUCCUGCUGAUUAGGUCUCUGUGGAUACACACCAGACAGAUGCAAAAUAACGCAACUGGCUUCAGGGAUGCUAGCUUAGAGGCCCAUAUUGGUGCCAUCAAGUCAAUCUUUUCCUUCCUUAUCCUCUAUGUUACAUAUUUUAUUUCUUUGGUUCUCAUUUUAUCCAACAUUUUUUUACCUUUAAGCAUUGGGGAAGCCAUGUGUUUAGCUGUAAUGGCUGCUUGUCCUGCAGGACACUCUAUGGUCUUAAUCUGGAGCAACCCCAAAUUUCGAGAGCUGCCAGCUAGGAUUUUGCACCACGCAAACUGUCAUGUCAGAACUAGAUCCAUGUAAAAGAUGCUGGGAUAGCCUGGGCUUUCUAGUUUAGAUCCAAAUUAAUUAAACUGAAGUCCCCAGAGGUAUAAAAUAAUAGAAGCAUGAAUGAGUAGAUUAUGGCCCUGAUCUGGAAUCAUGAAGCUGGGAAUUUGCUUUACUUGGAUGUGAUCCUUGUAAUGAGGAAUUCUGUAAGUUUUCUCCUAUUUUAAAAGAUGAUUGCCUGCAGAAUAUAAGUACUGUACUUGCUGUACUUUAUUUAGAAAUCACCAAUAUGUAAUCACUUGAGAUGGUUUAAGUUAUGAAUCAGACUCUCAUGAUAGUAACAGAACAGACCUGCUUAAGCACAGGCAUGCUCAAAUUUUAUAUGUGAAUAUGAAGCUUGAAGGCUGUUUCUGGUUAGUGCAAGCACAUAUGAGGAUGCUAAGGAAUUCCCAAGAAUUUGGGAGUUUCUUACUGGUCAUUUUUGACUGCUUGUUGAUUCUAUUAGAAGAAAAAUGUUUGUUGGUUCUAAAAGCAUCUUUAAGAUUCCAGUAUGAUUCAGUGAAGAAUGACACAGACUUUUGUGCUUCCUGCUGUUGCUGAACUAGUAAUCAGUGUCUCUGUUCCCAACAGAAAGAUACGUUGGAAGACUCCCAAAAUCCUGUGACUAGAGCUAAUAGGAAAAAAUUUCCUAAUAUCAGACUUUUCUGAAGAAUGAAUUGAAAGGUUAAUUUUUGGCUUUUGCUAGGGAGAAUAGAUUCCUCAAAUCAGAAGCAUGGAUUUGUGUCAUUUAAAUAUUGUCAAAUAUCAUUAAAUUACUAAAAUUAAUUAGUAUUAGUGAGAAAAUAGUUCACCAAUGUUUAAAUAUAUGGCUUGGAAUUCUCUUUAAAAGUUUCUAGAAAUUGAACAUCUCCAUGAAUUGUCUCAAUUUUGACAGGCUGUGUCCUGUAAUUUUUUUCUACACAGGAAUUCCUUCAGCUUUAGAAAUAAAUUACAAUUUCCUGGACAAAUCACAUAUUUUGGCAGAGUCCAAAACUCAGCACAUUGGGACUGGAACUUUAUGAUUCUUUUCAGCUGCAGCAGGAGUUUACAUUCUUUUAAAGUGAUCAUCAGUGAAAUAUAUAUGG